Mucor mucedo is the source of this 1389-nucleotide messenger RNA. RefSeq lists its product as uncharacterized. Gene Ontology annotation, molecular function: oxidoreductase activity. NCBI's taxonomy places the organism in Eukaryota, Fungi, Mucoromycota, Mucoromycetes, Mucorales, Mucoraceae. The record is from RefSeq and is a predicted model, not a curated record. The transcript has a single exon. Bases 73 to 1194 code for a protein of 373 amino acids.
AAUCAUAUAAAAACCCACGCUUGAUAUUGCAAAAACCACUUCUUUCUUUCAACAUACUAUCUACAUAUCAUAAUGUCUACAGCUGCUACUCAACAACCAAUUGAUCAAACCAAAAACUGGCGUGGUUUCGAUACGGCGACAGACAACCAAACGACAGCUACUGAGUUUCCUGAUCGUAUUACGGGUCCUUCUGCAUGGGAUGGUAAAGAAUUAGAGGCCAAUACUGAAAGCUGGAUUUACCAUCUUACUGCUGAGGAUAUUGGUGACAUUGAUCAAGCCGUUAAACAUUUCAUUUCCCUCAAUAUUCCUCUGGGUGAAAUCUCUCAAUCCAAUUUCCCUUUAACAAGCUUCAAGACUGUUAUUUUAAAAGAACGCGAUAAUCUCUUUCAUGGUUUAGGUUUUGGAUUAUUUCGUGGGUUCCCUAUUGAAAACUACGAACGUACUGAACAAGCUGCAAUCUUUAUGGGUAUUGGAUCUUAUAUCGGAGCGCGUAAACCACAGAAUGGUAAAGGACAUGUUUUGGGACACGUCAAGGACUUAACCGAAGGAUCCACCACCAAAGUAGUUUACUCUGUCGAUGAUCCUACUACUCGGAUCUAUGCCACUCGCAAAGCUCAGCCUUUUCAUGUAGAUGGUACUGAUAUUGUUGCCUUGCUCUGUUUAAACGAGGGACAGGAAGGAGGUUUAAGUGCUGUAAUCUCUUCACAUACGCUUUACAACCGUCUUCGUGAGCUUCGACCUGAUAUUGUUGAAUUGAUGAAGGAGUCUUGGUAUUGGGAUAGAAAGGGUGAGCAUGGUCCUAAUGAUGUUCCAUAUUUAAAGGCAUCUCCUUUGGUAUAUUAUGAUGAACGGUUAUUUACUUUCUGGGGUCCUCAUUUCUUUGAAACGAUGACACGAUUUCCCGAAAUUACAGUGGGCGAAGAGAGAUUCGAAGCCAUGCGUUACAUCCAAGCUUUGUGUGAACGUGAGGCACUCAAUAUGAAACUCCAAACGGGUGAUAUGCAAUUUGUCAACAAUUAUUCUAUUAUUCACGCCCGUACUGCCUAUGUGGAUAUUCCAGGUCAAACCCGUCAUCUGUUGCGUCUUUGGUUAAUGGUUAAUGGAAGUGAGUCGGGCUGGAAAAUGCCUUUUACCAAGGGUGACUAUAACUAUGAGUAUUCUGGUGAACAAGUAGUUCCUCUUGAAGCAGAGUAAAACCAGAAAUAAUGAUAAUGAAACUAUGUAAAUCCCCCACCCACCCUUAUCAUUACUUUUCUUAACAAUCAAUCUUGUAAAAAUAAAAAAAAAGUUCCACAUGUAUAAUAAGAUUUUAACUUUGUGCCACUGGAUAAUCAUUACCGGAUCUAAUCCUGCAAAGAAGAUCUUGUGGAACUGUAUUUGUAAUUUCUG